Messenger RNA from Clupea harengus (Atlantic herring), 2949 nucleotides. RefSeq names its product GTPase IMAP family member 8-like. Gene Ontology annotation, molecular function: GTP binding. NCBI's taxonomy places the organism in Eukaryota, Metazoa, Chordata, Actinopteri, Clupeiformes, Clupeidae. The record is from RefSeq and is a predicted model, not a curated record. The transcript has 7 exons. The coding region runs from base 1 to 2949 and encodes 982 amino acids.
AUGUAUUUGAUCCUAGGCACAGGUCAAUAUGAAAAUACUCGUCAAAUACAUCAGCCAUCCCUGAGGAUAGUUCUGCUGGGAUUCAGGCUCUCUGGGAAGUCUUCAACUGGGAACACCAUCCUGGGCAAAGACGUGUUUGAGUUAUGCUUUAUGUCAAAGUGUGAGAGGAGACAAGGAGAAGUAACAGGGAGACAGAUCACUGUGGUUACCACUCCAAGCUGGGAUUGUGUACGUGGCUUGAAUGAUGCUCCUGAAUUCCUAAAACAGGAAACCGUACUGAGUGUAUCCUUGUGUCAUCCUGGACCACAUGCUGUCUUACUCCUCAUACGUCUAGAUGUCUCCUUCACUAGUGAAUAUAGGCAACACGUAGAAGGCUAUCUGUCUCUGUUUAGUGGGGCUAUCUGGAGUCACACCCUGGUGCUGUUCACCUGUGGAGACUGGCUGGGAGACACAACCAUUGAGCAGCACAUUGAGAGUGAGGGAGAGCAUCUGAAACGGCUGGUUGAGAAAUGUGGGAACAGAUAUCAUGUCCUCAACAAUACAAACAGCACUGAUGACACACAGGUGACCGAGCUGCUGGACAAAAUUGAAGAAAUGGUCACAGGGAACAGGGGCUGUCAUUAUGAGAUGGACAGGAAGAGACUGGAGGAAACACAGGAAAGGAGGAUGAAAGAGGAAGAGAGAGCAAAAGAGAGACUGAUGAAGGUGGAGAAGCAAAGCCAACACCUCCAGUCACUGAAGCGCAAAUCACCUCCCCUGUCAGAGUUCAGAGUUGUGCUGCUGGGAUACAGAUGUGCUGGGAAGAGUUCAUCAGGAAACACCAUCCUUGGCAGAGAGGAGUUUGACCUGAAGAGAAGAACAGCUCAGUGUGUGAAGAGACAGGGAGAAGUAGCAGGGAGACAGGUCACAGUGGUGGACACGCCAGGCUUUUGGCUUAAGCACACUGUCAAAGACACUCCUGAGCUCACUAAACAGGAGAUUGUGCUCAGUGUGUCUCUGUGUCCUCCAGGACCACAUGCUGUCCUCCUGGUCAUACGUGUGGAUCUAGCCAUUACAGAGGACAAACAAGGCAAAUUGCAGGAAUCCCUGGAUUUUCUCAGUGAGAGUGUGUGGAGUCACACCAUGGUGCUGUUCACCUGUGGAGACUGGCUGGGAGACACAACCAUUGAGCAGUACAUUGAGAGUGAAGGGGCCCUGCAGUCUCUAAUAGAGAAAUGUGGGAACAGAUAUCAUGUCCUCAACAAUGAAAAUAGAGGUGAUGAUACACAGGUUACACAGCUGUUGGAGAAAAUUGAAGAAAUUGUGGAAGGAAACAGGGGCCAUCACUUUGAGAUGGACAGAAAGAGACUGGAGGAAACACAGGAAAAGAGGCAAAAAGAGGAUGAGAGAGCAAAAGAGAGACUGAUGAAGGUGGAGAAGCAAAGACAACACCUCCAGUCACUGAAGAGCAAAUCACCUCCACUGUCAGAGUUCAGAGUUGUGCUUCUGGGAAACAGAUAUGCUGGGAAGAGUUCAUCAGGAAACACCAUCCUGGGCAGAGAGGAGUUUGACCUGAAGAGAAGAACAGCUCAGUGUGUAAAGAGACAAGGAGAAGUAGCAGGCAGACAGGUCACAGUAGUCGAGGCUCCAGGAUGGUGGAGUAAGUUCAACCUCAAAGACACUCCUGAGCUCACUAAACAGGAGAUUGUGCUUAGUGUGUCUCUGUGUCCUCCAGGACCACAUGCUGUCCUCCUGGUCAUACGUGUGGAUAAAGCCAUUACAGAGGACAAGCGAGGCAUAUUGCAGGAACACCUGGAGUUUCUCAGUGAGAGUGUGUGGAGUCACACCAUGGUGCUGUUCACCUAUGGAGACUGGCUGGGAGACACAACCAUUGAGCAGCACAUUGAGAGUGAAGGGGCCCUGCAGUCUCUCAUAGAGAAAUGUGGGAACAGAUAUCAUGUCCUUAACAAUGAAAAUAGAGGUGAUGAUACACAGGUUACACAGCUGUUGGAGAAAAUUGAAGAAAUUGUGGAAGGAAACAGGGGCCAUCACUUUGAGAUGGACAGAAAGAGACUGGAGGAAACACAGGAAAAGAGGCAAAAAGAGGAUGAGAGAGCAAAAGAGAGACUGAUGAAGGUGGAGAAGCAAAGACAACACCUCCAGUCACUGAAGAGCAAAUCACCUCCACUGUCAGAGUUCAGAGUUGUGCUUCUGGGAAACAGAUAUGCUGGGAAGAGUUCAUCAGGAAACACCAUCCUGGGCAGAGAGGAGUUUGACCUGAAGAGAAGAACAGCUCAGUGUGUAAAGAGACAAGGAGAAGUAGCAGGCAGACAGGUCACAGUAGUCGAGGCUCCAGGAUGGUGGAGUAAGUUCAACCUCAAAGACACUCCUGAGCUCACUAAACAGGAGAUUGUGCUUAGUGUGUCUCUGUGUCCUCCAGGACCACAUGCUGUCCUCCUGGUCAUACGUGUGGAUGAAGCCAUUACAGAGGACGAGCGAGGCAAAUUGCAGGGACACCUGGAGUUUCUCGGUGAGAGUGUGUGGAGUCACACCGUGGUGCUGUUCACCUAUGGAGACUGGCUGGGAGACAUAACCAUUGAGCAGCACAUUGAGAGUGAAGGGGCCCUGCAGUCUCUAGUAGAGAAAUGUGGGAACAGAUAUCAUGUCCUUAACAAUCUGAACAACACUGAUGAUCAGCUCCAAAGAAAAAAUAUAGAGGAACACUUGAGGCUUGCUGGUGAAGAACUUUGGAGUCACACCAUGGUGCUGUUCACCUAUGGGGACUGGCUGGGGGACACGACCAUUGAGCAGUACAUUGAGAGUGAAGGAGAAAGCCUCCAUUGGCUCAUUCAGAAAUGUGGGCACAGAUAUCAUGUCCUCAAUAACAAGAAUAAAGGGGAUGACUCACAGGUUACAGAGCUGCUGCAGAAGAUUGAAGAGAUGGUGUGUCUGUGUUUCAUUGUUAAAUAG